AUGAGUGACCAUGCGGCUUCUCCCAGCGACCUCCCGCGUAGUCCCGAUGACGGUACCAGUCAGGAAGCCAUUCCUUAUUUGGAGCGCGGGGUCUAUUCGGAGGUUCUUAACAUUCAGAAAUCCCAAAUUCUCCAAGCAUCUAUGGGUCCACCAGAGGAGGCGUGGGAACGUGAUACUGUCUGUAUCGCCCCGCUUCCUGCCAGAACUUUCCAGUCUACAGCCACAUCUUUCAGAGGCCUUUCCGAGCCCCCACCUUUUGAUACUGUCCCUGUUGAGCCAAAAGUGGUGGCAGCGAAGUUUCACGCUCCUAAUAGUGCUCCUCGAAGGGUUACGGUGGAACGUAGACGAAGAGCGUAUGAGGCAUACAGCAUAGAAGAGUUAUUACUCAAGCGUGGAAUCAACUACAGCGACCCAACAUUUGAAGCAAAGAGCUGGCUGCCGCUAGAGCCAUUCGAUGAUACAACCUUUGACGACCGUUCUCCACAAGAGUGGAUGGCCCUUUGCACAGGUGCAGACAGGGAGUUUCUGCCUCUGUCUGCGAAGGUAUGA
Eimeria tenella is the source of this 549-nucleotide messenger RNA. RefSeq lists its product as uncharacterized. Lineage: Eukaryota; Apicomplexa; Conoidasida; Eucoccidiorida; Eimeriidae. The transcript has 4 exons. The record is from RefSeq and is a predicted model, not a curated record. Bases 1 to 549 code for a protein of 182 amino acids.